AUGGCUGGCCGUGUGCUGUUGGUGUGUGCCCUCUGCGUGUUGUGCUGCGCCGGCGGCGGUGCCGGUGCGUGGGGCGGCGGCUACUGCACGGAUAGUGACUGGAGGGGCUUGAGGGCCGUCGCGAAGGACAUGACGGAGGCGGAGAUUGAGGGAAAGUACUGCAGCCGCAAGCCAGAGUUUGCGCAGGGGCUGCGGGUGAUUCCGCAGGCUGAGGGGGAGGAAAAGAGUCGUUCAGAUGAAGCGAAUACCUCUCAAGACGCAUCAGGUGAAGAUUCAGAGAAACAGCAACCAUCGGCAGGCUCACAAGAAUUGCGUGCACCUAAUGGCAGUGAAGGAAGUUCCGAUCAAAGGGCGAAAGACCAGGUAGCAGGCACCGAUGAAUCGCCAUCGGAAACCCCAACAGAAGUGUCAGGAGGACCGCACGACACAGAGUCAUCAAAGGCACCCCAAGGAGGAGAUUCAGAGACAGACCGGCAAAACGCUGCUUUACCGUCGCAGCCACAGUCACAAGAACAGCCAUCUGAACAGGCGGUGGGCAUUGCCACAGAUGUGCGCAGCAAUGGAGCCGCAGGCUCAUCGCAUAUCGCCAGUGAUACAUCAGUUGGAAGUGCGGCACAAACACCGCGAGCCCCUCUUCCUGCAGAUGGCAGUGGUGCUGCUGCCGGUGCGCCGCCGAGCAGUGACAGCGCAGCACCAUCAGCCGCAGCAGCAGGGCCCCCCGCCAAGGAUGCAAGUAACACCGCGAGUACGAGUGAAACUGGCAGCAGCCCCGCGGUGCAGUCAAGGCCGUCGAGCCCCAUGACGACAAACGAAGCUGGUCAGGCGGAACAGAAGCACACCGAAGUGCCCACCUCCCACGAACAACCGGAAGCGAGUGGUGGGAAGGAAGAACAAGCCGCCAAACCCGCAGCGGGGGCGGCUGCCCAAGCGGUCAACAGCACUACAAAAAUGAUGGUGGCGCCAGCCAACAGCGACGGCAGCACUGCGGCCUCGCACUGCAUCUCCCCCCUUGCGCUGCUUCCUCUUCUUGCGUGUGCGGCGGCGGUUGCAAUGUUGGCCGCGUGA
Trypanosoma rangeli is the source of this 1065-nucleotide messenger RNA. RefSeq lists its product as uncharacterized. The coding region runs from base 1 to 1065 and encodes 354 amino acids. The record is from RefSeq and is a predicted model, not a curated record. Lineage: Eukaryota; Euglenozoa; Kinetoplastea; Trypanosomatida; Trypanosomatidae. The transcript has a single exon.